GUCACAUGACCUGGCCUCACCAGAUGCUGCUCUCCUAUUGGCUGCCGGCAUCAACGAACCUGAACACACCUGAGAGAUGUUAGGAGCUUCAGUCAGACGGAUCUCUCCUAGAACACAAGAAGAAGAAACAUUUCAGAGGACAGAAGAAGAAGAAGAUGGGUCAGGGUCGCUCCUCCUACUGUCCUCAGGUGAUCCUCAUGGGCCUGGACUCUGCUGGGAAGUCCACUCUGCUGGCCAGACUGCUGACUGGACAGGUGAUGGAGACGUCCCCGACUGUCGGCUUCAAUGUGGGAACCCUGGACCUGGACAAGAAGACGUCUCUGACGGUGUGGGACGUCGGAGGACAGAGGAGCAUGAGACCCAACUGGAGGUUCUACCUGGACUCCUGUCAGGCUCUGGUCUUCGUGGUGGACAGCAGUGAUCCUGGUCGGAUCCCAGAGGCCCAGAAGGCCCUGAAGAAGGUUCUGAGUGAUGAGAGGCUGAGAGGAGUUCCUCUGAUGGUUCUAGCCAACAAGAAGGAUCUACCCAACUCCAUGACCAUACGGGAGGUCUCCAGACAGCUGGACCUCCCGUCCUACGGGGACCGUCUGUGGGAGAUCCAGGCCUGCAGUGCUCUCCAGGGCCUGGGCCUCCAGCAGGCGUUCCUGUCGGUCCACAAACUGAUCAAGAGGAGCUGAUCACUCAUCAAUCCAUCUUUAUUGAUUAUUUAUUGUUGAAUGAAAUAAAGGUUUUACAGUUGAUCCAGA
This is a messenger RNA of Amphiprion ocellaris (clown anemonefish), 746 nucleotides long. RefSeq names its product ADP-ribosylation factor-like 11 (gene arl11). The coding region runs from base 156 to 677 and encodes 173 amino acids. The transcript has 5 exons. The record is from RefSeq and is a predicted model, not a curated record. NCBI's taxonomy places the organism in Eukaryota, Metazoa, Chordata, Actinopteri, Pomacentridae. Gene Ontology annotation, biological process: vesicle-mediated transport; intracellular protein transport. Gene Ontology annotation, molecular function: GTPase activity; GTP binding. Gene Ontology annotation, cellular component: cytoplasm.